Messenger RNA from Sinocyclocheilus anshuiensis, 2055 nucleotides. Its product is annotated as HMG domain-containing protein 3-like. The transcript is spliced from 8 exons. NCBI's taxonomy places the organism in Eukaryota, Metazoa, Chordata, Actinopteri, Cypriniformes, Cyprinidae. The coding region runs from base 1 to 2055 and encodes 684 amino acids. The record is from RefSeq and is a predicted model, not a curated record.
AUGGACUGUCGGCAGUUCAAAGAAGUGGUCAUGGUUUCUCUGUACCAGUUCAUGUACAGAGAAAGACGUGGGGCAAAGCUCAUUAUGUUAGCAUUUGAGGAGCACUUGGAAUCAAGUGUCCUUGAUGAGAUGGUGAAGCUCAGAUUCAUAGGAGAAGCAAAGGCGGCAGUUUGUUUGAAGAGGCAAAAAUCAGCACAGGCAGCUCAUGUCCCAUUUUCAGUGUUGGUGGCAUUAGGUAAAUCUCAAGAGCAAAUCACCCUCUCCAUACAUGAGCCUAUUAUUCAUCACUACAAUCGCCUUGGAAGAGUAAUGGUCACAUACAAUUCCUCUGCUGGUACUUGGCACUGCCCAUGUGCAAAGCCCAGAAUGUCUUGCCCUCACAAAAACAUUGCCAAAUGGCACUUAUUCCAAACAAAUAAGAGCUUAUUCACAACAGAGAAAGCUACUAAAUCGAGUGACACCUUGUGUCCACAGCACUCAGAUGAGCACAUCGACACUCCCCCAACUGACCUUCAAAGCACUGUGGAAUAUAUAUAUAACAAAAAGAAAAUUCCAGGUAAUCUCCCAGAAGCAGCGGCCAAAUCAAAGACAUUUCCAUCAAGGUAUCUUCCAGUGGAGACAACUUGUAUGAUCUGCGAUGGUGAAAUUGCACUUGAUGAGCCAGCACUGAUUACUGCGAAAGCUAAAAUUGUAACCAUGGAAAGUGUCAUUGAUGGCAUCUCUACUUACACCAGAAGAUGCCUAGAGUGUAAUAUGAUAUAUAGGUACCAGGAAUGGCAGGAUGGUCUCCACAAUUUUGAUGAUCAUGUGCUUUUGAGUCUCGAACUUUGUCUGUAUCUAAGACACAGUUUACAGAACCACGUAUCAGUUUCCAGGGCUAUAGACACUUUGGAGGGCUUAUGGGGAGUAAAAUACCCCAACAGAGACACCAUACUCCAUGGGUACUGUCAUUUCGAGGCCUUGACAGAUACCGACUACAAAUAUUCUUGUGUUAACUGUGGUUACCAUCCCCCCGUGGUUAUUAUGGAUUUGCACAAGAAGGGUGUUUUUAGCAUAUCAGUGGGUGACCUCAAAGAGCCUCCACCUGAGUUUAGAGGGGAAGUAGACAUUGAGGAUUUCUGGAAAUCAGUAAAUCUUGAGAUGAUCGCUUGGGAAUUUGUUCCCAGCCGGACCAAAAAUCCAUUUGCUGUGCAACCUAGUUCUUCUAGGUGGGCUCCAUGGAUAGGACCCAAAACUAGGAUGGAUCACACUGUACUGAAUACAGAAUUUGCAAAAGUUGCAACAGCAAAGGUCACGUCAGCUGAAGCUCAAAUGAUGAAUGUGUCAGAAGACCGUCUCGUGGAUGAGCUGAUGAAGCAGAAGGUUGGUGUUGUCAGAAAACUCUGCAAGGCCUGUAAUAUUGACUCGAAAGGUUCUCGUAUGGAUCUCAUUUCAAGAUUACGAGCAGAGAUGCAGAACAGACAGUCCUAUGACAAAAUGUUCCAGAAAAUCUGGGGAGCAUCAGGUGGUUGGUCAGUCAUCCUAUGCCCACAUGGUGUGGUGUAUAGCAUAAAGUUUAAUUUGAGAGCCGAGAGUCCCAGAGAUUUUGCGGACCUGCUGUUGUCGUGGAAGCACAUUCCUAAUGUUAGUGUAUAUGAUUUUGCACGAGGCUUGGCCACGCAUGGCAAUUUACGUGUACCUACAGCUAUCCCAUUUCAUCCACACGAAGGGAGACUAGCUGAGCCAACACCAGAAAACAUCAGUUCAGCAAAGCAGGGCAAACUGAAGGUGUCUCUUCCUUGGUUGUUUGAGAAAACAGACAAUUUGAAUUCCAAAGGCCAUCCCAUAACUGGAUCAUCUGAGCACUAUGUGUUGUAUGACAAACUUCAUGAAUCAAACACGAAAGAGCCCCAGGAUGUACUCAGAAGAAUUAGCCUGGUCCCAGAGCUACAGGGUUGGCUGAAUAGUCAAAUUGCAGAGCAGUUUUUUGCAAGCUUGCGAAAAAACAACUAUUUCCUUAACAACAUGGCACCUUCAACACACAUCUUCAUUAUGCGCAACAUUGUUCAUCACUAG